UUUGUUUCGUCUGACUCUGAACUGAGGAAAACAAAUCGAGCUGAAUCAUCGCGCGCUCAGUGGAUACUGGACUAAUAAUCAGGAACUAUGUUUCGAAACCAGUACGACAAUGAUGUGACUGUGUGGAGUCCUCAGGGCCGUAUUCAUCAGAUCGAGUAUGCCAUGGAGGCGGUGAAACAGGGUUCAGCCACUGUAGGACUCAAAUCACGCACUCAUGCUGUACUCGUGGCCCUCAAGAGGGCUCAGUCUGAACUGGCGGCUCAUCAGAAGAAGAUCCUCUAUGUGGACAGUCAUGUUGGCAUUUCCAUCGCAGGACUGACCGCAGACGCCAGACUCCUCUGUAACUUCAUGCGACAGGAGUGUCUGGAUUCCAGGUUUGUGUUUGACAGGCCUCUCCCUGUGUCUCGCCUGGUGACGCUCAUUGGAAGCAAAACUCAGAUUCCCACUCAGCGUUAUGGCAGACGGCCGUAUGGAGUCGGGCUGCUGAUCGCUGGUUAUGAUGACAUGGGGCCGCACAUCUUCCAGACGUGCCCUUCGGCAAAUCACUUUGACUGUAAAGCCAUGUCCAUCGGCGCUCGCUCGCAGUCAGCCCGCACGUACCUGGAGAGACACAUGGAUUCAUUCCUGGACUGUAAUCUGAAUGAUCUGGUUCAGCACGGCCUUCGUGCUCUGCGUGAAACUCUACCUGCUGAACAGGAUCUGACUACAAAGAAUGUGUCCAUCGGGUUCGUGGGAAAGGACAUGGAGUUCACCAUUCAUGAUGACGCUGAUGUGGCCCGUUUCCUUGAGGGUCUGGAAGAGAGACCGCAGAGACGGGUUGCACAGCCAGCAGAUGAAGCCACUCCUGCUGUACCUGAUGAACCCAUGGAGCACUGAGACAUCCGGGUAUCUCAAAAUAAAACAUGUUAGCCUGCAUCACUCUUUGUAUAUUACUCUUUUGAGUUAUAAACGAAAAUAAAACUCAUUGUCAUUGUG
Messenger RNA from Triplophysa rosa, 975 nucleotides. It is a transcript of the gene psma1, whose product is annotated as proteasome 20S subunit alpha 1. Gene Ontology annotation, biological process: ubiquitin-dependent protein catabolic process. The transcript is spliced from 10 exons. Bases 88 to 876 code for a protein of 262 amino acids. Gene Ontology annotation, cellular component: nucleus; proteasome core complex; proteasome core complex, alpha-subunit complex. Lineage: Eukaryota; Metazoa; Chordata; Actinopteri; Cypriniformes; Nemacheilidae. The record is from RefSeq and is a predicted model, not a curated record.